CGCCACGAAAGUUCACAUUUUUUUUGUGAAAAUUUCGGCAUAUUUAGCUAAAACACAAAUUAAAUUGCCAAUAUGACUACCUUAAGGCCCUUCACCUGUAACGAUAUGUUCAAAUUCAAUAAAGUGAAUCUCGACCCCUUGACCGAAACCUACUGCCUGUCGUUCUAUAUGCAGUACCUGGCCCACUGGCCAGAGUACUUCCAGGUGGCCGAAUCGCCAAGUGGUGAGAUUAUGGGUUACAUCAUGGGCAAGGCUGCUGGUCACGGGGAAAACUGGCACGGUCACGUUACAGCUCUAACCGUUUCGCCGGAUUACCGCCGUUUGGGACUGGCCGCUACGCUGAUGAACUUCCUGGAGGACGUGUCGGAGAAGAAACGGUGCUACUUUGUGGACCUAUUCGUGAGGGUUAGCAACAAGGUGGCCAUCGAUAUGUACACCAAGCUGGGAUACAUUGUCUAUCGGACGGUGCUGGAAUACUACGUGGGCGAUCCGGAUGAGGAUGCGUACGAUAUGAGGAAGGCUUGCUCGAGGGACGUCCAUCGAAAGUCAGUUAUCCCGCUGACGCAUCCCGUUCGACCGGACGAGGUGGACUGAUAGUAGGACAGUGGACAGUAGAAUCGUGCAAACAUAUUAUUUGAAUGAAAAAAAAAAAA
Messenger RNA from Ochlerotatus camptorhynchus, 653 nucleotides. It is a transcript of the gene Naa20A, whose product is annotated as N-alpha-acetyltransferase 20 A. Gene Ontology annotation, cellular component: NatB complex. Gene Ontology annotation, biological process: N-terminal peptidyl-methionine acetylation. Gene Ontology annotation, molecular function: protein-N-terminal amino-acid acetyltransferase activity. The record is from RefSeq and is a predicted model, not a curated record. The transcript is spliced from 2 exons. Bases 73 to 594 code for a protein of 173 amino acids. Lineage: Eukaryota; Metazoa; Arthropoda; Insecta; Diptera; Culicidae.